AUGGAGGAUCGCUACGUCACGAAAGCCAAUGUGGAACUGAAGACGGUAGCUGAGAUGCGCUUGGACGGCUUGCGACAGAACCAGAUGGGAGCUGCGUCAAAAUCCCAAUUUGUCUCAGAUUUUCAAACCCGUGCCGCCGCGAUGCGCAAGUCAGCGCGCAGAACACUCGCUUCCCGAAGCGGAGCCUUGAUGGCACGACGCGGUAGGCCGUCGUCCAUAAAAACAACUGCGGAGGAUGCAGGACGAAAACGCAGCAGCAGCCUCGAUAGUAUUAAGGAGCAUAGCGGGGAAAACACCUCGGGCAUUUUGGGGAGCUCAAGCACGUCGACUUCCGAAGACAGUGACGACGACUCGACCGAAAGCGCUCCCUUACCAGAUGAGAAAGCGUCCUUUAUGGGUGGUCUGCGACAACGAGGGGAGGCACUGGCAGUGCCAGCGCAGAACACUUCAUCAACUCUGUAUUCGUCAUCAUCUGCGUCGGCUACAACAAGAUCACAAAACUUUUCUGCGCAACUUCAAGUUCCUACACCUACUUCUUCUAAACUACUGGAUAAAAAAGGCACGGCCGCAGCAAAGCACAAAAUUAGCGGCGCAUUAGAUGCGAAGAUCGCUGAAGAAAAUGAGAGGAAUAACCCUAGCGCCGAAGGAGUACUUGUAGAAGAGAAGCUGAAGCAGCAUGUAGGACCAUCAACAUCAAAUUCAAAAGUAAGUUUUAAGUUGACGACGACUGAGC
Amoebophrya sp. A25 is the source of this 733-nucleotide messenger RNA. The record is from the annotation of a GenBank genome assembly. NCBI's taxonomy places the organism in Eukaryota, Dinophyceae, Syndiniales, Amoebophryaceae.